This is a messenger RNA of Parnassius apollo (apollo), 822 nucleotides long. Lineage: Eukaryota; Metazoa; Arthropoda; Insecta; Lepidoptera; Papilionidae. The record is from the annotation of a GenBank genome assembly.
AUGGAUGAAAGUAUGGAGUUACAACAAGACUUCUCAGAUAGUGUUCCAUCUGUACCACCUAAUCAACCAAUGGAGACAGAUGGUGACCAAGCGCAAAGUACCGUAGUCCCAACAAUUGCACCUACUGGACCACAAUCUGGAAAACAUGAAGAAUUUUCAGUUGAAAAGGUAUUGGAUCGAAGAAUAAGAAAUGGGAAAGUGGAGUACCUUUUGAAAUGGAAGGGUUAUUCUAAUGAAGAUAACACUUGGGAACCAGAGGACAAUUUAGACUGUCCAGAGCUUAUUUCAGCUUAUGAAGAAGCAAGACUUAAGAGGGAAAGGGAGGCAGCACCAGUUGUUGCAGAGACUGUGGAAGAAGCUCCUUCAACACGGAAGAGAACUCGUAGAGGAGAUAAAAAGAAGACAAAACUUGAAGAAAUCGAAAAACCUCGUGGUCUAAGUAGAGGUCUGCCACCAGAAAAAAUACUAGCUGGGCAACUAUUUCAUGGAAUCCUGUAUUUCUUAGUUAAAUGGCAAGGAUGCUCGGAAGUAGAUGUGGUACCUGGUCAUAGUAUGGGCGAGGCGUUCCCAGAUUUCGUCAUAGAUUAUUACUCUCGCUGCGCACCAUUCAGCGUCAGACAUCCUGUGGGAAAAGUACGCAGGGCUGCUCCAGAGCUUCCACUUACGGAGUCCACUAAUGUUACUACAAUGGAAGUCCAAAAAGUCAUAAGUCAAUCAGAAGCUUCAAACGAAACUCCAGCAGAAGCACCAGCAGAUGCAACGCCAUCUGUACCACAAACGACAGAAACCGAGGCGCCUCCAAUCGAAGUCUCUGUUAACUGA